UGCGGUUGUGUGUCCUUCUGCAGCUUCACCUGGCUGUCGGCGCAGGUGCACAGCAACAUGGUGAUGCACUUCUCCGGCCGCAUCGCCGACAGCUUCGACCGGGAGUUCCGCUCUCUGUACGCCGACUCGCAGAUCAUCGGCUGCUUCUCCAAUCCGGAGGAGGAGGGGGGGAUGCCCUACUACCCCUCGUACCAGGCCCUGAUGGGCCCGGUCAUGGGCCUCGCCCCGGGCCUGGGGCUGGACUUACUCUCCGACAGCCGGCAGAGGGACCGGGUUUGCUCUGAAAACUCCAGCAGCCAAUCAAGUAACAGCGUGUCCAGCGUGAAGGCGGCGCCCGGGAUGGCGUCUAACACGGUCUACAAGGUCACUCAGGCUCACGACUCCAAGCCCAACAACAACCCUCGCGUUAGCCCCGAGAGGCGAGGCGGAACCCUGACCUCCCCGAGUCACCUCACAACGGGGCACCGAGUCUCAGCUAACAGGGGAGCCAAUCACAACACGGGGAUGGAGCGCCCGCCGCCGCCCUACGGUCAGCAAAUGGGCAUUGAGUGGAACAAGCACAACGCAAAUAUAGGCGGCGCCACCUCCAAGCUCCAGGGGUUGGGGUUGUACGAGCACAAAGGGGGCAUGUUCCACGGCACCGGCACCCCCGUCUCAAAUAUGACCCCCAGGACACAGACGCCGUCGCCGGGCAACAAUGGCACCCCCAAACCGAGGACUCCCUCCAACCAGUUCUUCAACAAACUCACAGAUAUAUUCCUGCCGACUUCCAGCAAAGAGACGUACAACUUCCGGAGGCCGCCGUCCCCUCUCGGCAACCCUUCCUGGGGGGGUCCGGACCUGUCACAAAACGAGCCGGAGAGCCAGCAGAGCCCGCCGCCGCCACUGUCUCCGGUCGUGGUGAUGAGCCGGGACGACCAGAAGCGAAUGACGCUGGGUCACAGCAAGCUGGACUUGGUGAACCAGUACAACAAGCUGAAGAACCGGCAGGUGUACAGCCGCUUCGAGCUCAAGCCCACCAACGCAGUUCCAGAGGGAGAUUUCAUCGGAAACUGAGUGUGUGCUUAAAGGUU
Etheostoma cragini (Arkansas darter) is the source of this 1073-nucleotide messenger RNA. RefSeq names its product family with sequence similarity 83 member C (gene sack1c). The record is from RefSeq and is a predicted model, not a curated record. The annotation marks the transcript as partial. NCBI's taxonomy places the organism in Eukaryota, Metazoa, Chordata, Actinopteri, Perciformes, Percidae. The transcript has 2 exons.